Messenger RNA from Anopheles arabiensis, 2934 nucleotides. RefSeq lists its product as uncharacterized. Bases 20 to 2698 code for a protein of 892 amino acids. Gene Ontology annotation, molecular function: nucleic acid binding. The transcript is spliced from 2 exons. NCBI's taxonomy places the organism in Eukaryota, Metazoa, Arthropoda, Insecta, Diptera, Culicidae. The record is from RefSeq and is a predicted model, not a curated record. Gene Ontology annotation, biological process: DNA integration.
CUUAGCUGAUAUCGCCAAAAUGUAUCGACAAAUUGUGCUGCAUCCGGAUGAUCGACGAUUGGUUCGCAUUUUCUUCCGUUUCUCACCGCAAUCGCCGAUUGAAUUGUACGAGCUGAAUACUGUGACAUAUGGUUUGUCUCCAUCAUCGUUCUUGGCCACUCGUACAUUGCUGCAGCUUGCGGAAGAUGAAGGUGCUGACUUUCCACUAGCUUCACCCGCACUGAGACACAAUUUUUAUGUAGACGACUUCAUUGGCGGAGCAAACAGCGUGAGUGAAGCUCGCGAGCUUCGUCAGCAACUUUCCGAGUUACUCUCCAAGGGCGGGUUUGAACUCCGGAAGUGGACAUCCAACUGUUUAGGCGUACUAAGUGGUUUACCAGCAGAGCAUAUCGGUACACAGUCAUCACUGAAGUUUGUGCCGAACGAGACUGUGAAGGCACUUGGUAUCGCAUGGAAGCCCGAACUAGAUGUUUUGUGCUUUGAGUCAACUGCAAUAAUGGAAACCGCCAACCUCACCAUGCGAUCCAUAUUGUCAAAUAUUGCUCGAAUGUUUGAUCCACUUGGAUUGAUCGCUCCAGUCAUCAUACGCGCGAAACUGCUAAUGCAGGAGUUGUGGCUGCAGAAAAUCGGAUGGGACGAUCCGGUCCCUGUACACAUCUGUAACAAAUGGAAAUCGGUUACUGACGACUGGAAGGAUUUGGAAAGCUUCAAAAGGGAACGGUAUGUGCUCUUACCUAACUCUAAAAUACAGUUCCAUACAUUUGCAGACGCUUCAGAAGUAGCUUAUGGUGCCUGCAUUUAUGCGCGCUGUGAGGACCAGCAGGGACGAGUACGAGUCAGCCUGCUCGCGUCGAAAUCGCGUGUAGCUCCACUAAAACGAGUGACAUUACCAAGAUUGGAGCUCUGCGCGGCCGUGUUAGGAGCACAUCUUCAUCAUCGUGUUAGACGCGCUAUGGGAAUCGACACAACCGAAUCGUUUUUCUGGUCGGAUUUGACGGUAACGCUAAACUGGAUAGCGUCUCCACCCAUCACCUGGAAAACAUUCGUGGCGAAUCGUGUUGCUGAGAUCCAGAACUAUUCGCACCCUCGUCAAUGGAAACACAUUCCCGGUUCAUCGAAUCCCUUCGAUCUGGUGUCUCGAGGGAUGUCAGCAGCUGAAAUGCUAAAAGGAUCGAUUUGGAGCUGUGGUCCUGAAUGGUUGGCGCUAUCCCCCUCCAAAUGGCCAAUGUCAAAUCCAUCACUGACUGCUGAAACGGAUAUGGAAAUUCGUCAGACACGUACACUACAGUCAUCACAAGUAACCUCAGCAGCAUUACCGAUCACCCCUGAGGCUAUAGAAGCAGCUAAAAUCGUGCUUUGUAAACUGGCACAAGAGCACGAGUUUUCAUCAGAGAUCCAACUGCUGAAAAAGGGAGAAAUGGUACGAAAACAAUCACCUCUACGGCGAUUGAAUCCGUUUCUCGACAACGAUGGAAUAUUACGAGUAGGAGGCCGCUUGAAACUUGCACAGCUACCGUACCAGUUCAAGCAUCCCAUCCUGCUUCCCAAAAACCAUCAGCUGGCUCAUCUCAUCGCGGUGCACAUACAUGAGAAGCUGAUUCAUGGCGGGGGAAGACUACUACUUUCCCGGAUACGUGAGGAAUAUUGGCCACUCGAUGGACGUCGGCUAGUAAAAAACGUAGUGAGGAAUUGCUUUCGUUGCAUUCGCCAGGAUCCGCAGCUGACACAACAACAAACUGGUCAACUCCCGUAUGAACGCAUCACCCCGAGCCGGCCGUUUUCCAUAACUGGAGUGGAUUAUGCCGGCCCGCUGUAUCUGAAACCCGCACACAAGAGAGCCGCUGCCGCUAAAUGCUACUUGUGUGUGUUUGUGUGUUUUUCAACGAAGGCAGUGCAUUUGGAGCUGGUGGGCGAUCUCUCCACGGCAGGCUUCUUGGCCGCAUUACAUCGCUUCACAUCCCGGCGAGGAUUACCAUCGGACAUAUACUCCGAUAACGGAAAAAACUUUGAAGGUGCGGUACACGAACUUAAUGAAUUGUUUGAUAUGUUACAGAACGAACAGCAACAAAACGUCAUCGCAUCCAACUGUUCGGACAGGGGCAUAACUUGGCACUUUACCCCACCUAAGGCCCCACAUUUUGGUGGAUUGUGGGAAGCAGCGGUUAAGACGGCCAAACGACAUCUCUACAGGCAGCUAGGCAGUUCGAGGCUGUCUUACGAGGGAUACAGCACCAUUCUGCAGCAAAUAGAAGCGGCAAUGAACUCGCGUCCUUUGUUGCCAAUGACGGAUGACCCCAACGAUUUGGCAGCGCUUACGCCGGCGCACUUCCCGAUCGGUUCUUCUAUGCAUGCUGUCCCGGUUCCCGACUACACACGACUGAAACCAUACACGUUAGACGAAUUGCAGAGCUGGCAAUUGCUUGUGCAACGCUUUUGGAAGCAUUGGACAACCGAAUAUCUGCAGGAAAUGCAGAAGGAUAAUAAGGUAGUGAAUCGUAGCGAAAUAGUACCUGGCAGACUGGUCAUCCUUGCGGACGAUUCGCUCCCUAUCACCCGAUGGCCACUUGCUCGCAUCAUCGAUGUACACCCAGGAGAAGAUCAGCUUACGCGUGUAGUGAAGUUGAAAACGGCAAAAGGAAUAGUUACGCGUCCAGUAGCUAAAAUUUGCUUGUUGCCUGUUGCGAAGCCUUCCGAUUAGCAGCACGUGUAGUUUGUUUUUUGUUUAUGACAUUCUGUCAUGGGGGGGAGUAUGUUGACGCUUCACUUGGAUGUCAAAUGAUAACUUGACGAAAGUGAGUUUCGUCAAGUGAGAAUGAGCACGGUAGGAAAUGAUGAGUAGCGGGUGAGUUGCCACUCGCGUGAGUGGCAAUCAUAGAAAAAUUAUAAAUAGGGCAACAUAAUGAAUACACUUUCUCUUGCACUUUGGAAAUUCAA